Molecule: messenger RNA, 3708 nt
Organism: Haliotis rubra (blacklip abalone)
Lineage: Eukaryota; Metazoa; Mollusca; Gastropoda; Lepetellida; Haliotidae
Product: PR domain zinc finger protein 10-like
Exons: 8
Coding region: 244-3447 (1067 amino acids)
Cellular component (GO): nucleus
Molecular function (GO): protein binding
Source: RefSeq, a predicted model, not a curated record
GGUCUGCGAUAUCGGUGUUCGGAGCUUUAUGCGAGGGGUUUUCCCGACCCACAAUACUUUGUCAGUAAUGGCGUCGCCAGACAAGGUUGGAAAUUGUGCAGACCAUGAAAUAGAUGAGGCUUCACUUCAAUCCUUUCCAAAUGAAGUUAUGGCUUGAGUGAGCAGGAGAGAACAAUCAUGGUCAAAAUGACAUCUCCAGCUGAGCAGUCAUGUCAAGAUGAGGUCUGAUUCUAACUGAUAACCAUGGCGGAGCAGAUUCUUCAAGCCGUUCAGGAUGUUAACAAUGUUGGGUCUUUAGCAGAAGUUGAUGCUGUUGUGACCGACUUCCCUGCUGUUGAAGUAGAGGUCCAUGCGAAGGCCAUCCAUGAGAUCGGAGGUUUGCAGACACUGACAGCAGUGAUGACUGAAGCUGAAAACAGUGGGAUGGAGGCAGACGCUCUGCUUCCAAACAAUAUAGUCAAGGAGGUCACUCAAGGUCAUUCUCACAGGGACUUGGAAGGACAGGAAGGUGUUGAUCCUAAAAUGCAGAUUCUCAUUUCUAAUGAUGACAGAGAAAAUACUGCUGUAUAUUUAGUGGAUUACAAUUACUCGGACAAAGAUAUGAAGGAUCAGAUUGUUUCAGGACUGACUGACUCUAGAACGAUUAAUGUUUCAUUGAAAUCUGAAGAGCAGAAAUCGGACCAGCUCUCCAGUCAGGAACAUCAGCCCUCAGGGUCCUCAGUUGAAUGUGGGUCACCUGCUGAGUGUGACUCAUCAGCUGAAGGUUCCGCCAAGACAGCAUCUCCACAGCAAGAAGACAAUAGACAGGUCAACCUGGGUGUGUCAGGGACAGGAAAGGUGGAAUCUCACAACACACGAUCUCAACAGGAACUUCUACAGCAUGUGGAACUUAGGGGAAAGGAUGCAGCUGUUACUCGCUCUGGAAGAAGAGCUGCGAGGUCACCCCAGCGGAAUCUUUUAUGGUGUCAAGACUGUGGCAAGAGCAAUGUCGGCCAUUGUCGGAAACAUGGCUCCCUGAUUACUGUUCCUGACUCACACGUCCCGACAUAUGCUCGACUUACGCUGCCAUCUGUGCUGGUUAUUAAAGUUGGUAGUAAAGGGGAAGGUGUCUUUGCCAAAAAAUACAUAAAGGCACGCACUCAGUUUGGUCCACUCAAGGCUCCAUUCUGUACAGAUACAAGCAAGUCAGACAAAGGACACUCCGACUUUUACCUUAAGGGCUAUGACAGUGAUGACGACAUGUUGCUGUAUGACUUGAGCAGCGAGGCGGAGUGUAACUGGAUGAUGUUUGUGCAGCCGGCCCAGACCUAUACUGACCAGAACAUGGCCGCUUAUGUGUAUGACCGUAUGGUCUACUAUACAACCAUCAAGCCGAUAGAGUAUGGGAAGGAGUUGAAGGUGUGGUAUGCUGCAGACUAUGCAGUGAAGAUCGGCAUGUCUCUGUUCACUGAUGUCCAACAGGAGACAGGGACAGACAAAGGGAAGCAGGGGAAGCAACACAAAGGAGAUGAUAACAUGACAACCCCGCCGGAAUUGGAGGUGGAUGUAGCAGACAACACUGAUGAUGAGUUCCAAGUAGCGGAAAAUGAAGACGGUGACAGUUCAUCGGACAGUUACAGUGGGACGCACUGCAUCUCGUGUGACACUCAGUUCAAGACCAAAACCCAGCUGUUCAGCCACUCCUGUACCCCGAGGAAGACGUCCAGCAAGAGGAAGAGAGGCUCCGGCUCCACCAGGCGGAAAGGCAGUCCCAGGAAGCUGGCCCUAGAUGAUGAUGAGGACGAUGAUGUGGAUGAUGACGACGAGGAGUAUGAGGUAGAGGUCAAGGCCAAGAAAAGCAAGAGGAAGGCAGGACGGAAGUCACAAAAUCGAUCGAAAGGUAAAACCAAGCGGAAAAGGAGGGAGAGUAGUGAGAAGAAGAAAUAUGCGAGAACACCCAAGUUUUCUUGUUCAUAUUGCCCAGAACAGUUUGCGGCCGAAGACUUUUAUCGGGCACAUGAAGCUUCUCACACUGGGAAAAGCGCUUACACUUGUGAUGUACCUGACUGUGGGAAGGGCUUUGUGACCAAAUUCACUCAUUGGAGGCACAUGUUGUCUCACCGUAAACCCAUGAACAGACAGUGUCCAUAUUGUGAUAAGGCAUUCAACAGAAUGGACCACCUAAAGACUCAUCUCAAGACUCACGAUCAACAUCGGUUUUCAUAUCUAUGUGACAAAUGUGGAAAGUCUUACUUACAUAAAAACACCUACGACUAUCACAUGGCCUUGCAUGAAGCCAAAGAAGGCGUGUCUCUUGUGUGUAUGAUAUGUUCCGCCAAGUAUGAAACCAAAGAGCAUCUUAUCAAACAUACACUCACCCACAAUAGAUACAAGUCUCUUGUUGAUACACCCAAGAAACAUGCGUGUCCAAUAUGUAAUAGAAUGUUUGGGACAAAUAAGGAUGUGAAAAGACACAUGGUUGUGCACACUAAAGAGAAGUGUUUUCUUUGUGAGUUAUGUCCUCAGACGUUUGGGAGGAAAGAUCAUCUACACAGGCAUUAUAAAACUAACCAUUGUAAAGAAGCUAAAAAGGAGAAGCCGGUUGAAGGAGAACAAGUGUUCAGUUGUCAGCAUUGCCCGGAGAUAUUUCCAAAGAAGAAGCUGCUGACGAACCACGUAAGGUAUACACACGAACAGACCAUGAGACAACAGCUUCCGGAGGGAGAUGAACAUCCACUAGCGCAAGCUGCUGGUGAUAUCACAGAGGCAGCUGUGACGUCGUCUUCUUACAACCUGUACACCCUCUCCACACCACAGCUCAACUCCAACAACCCCGUAGCUGUGGCUCCCAAUCAGGCAGCUAAAGCAUUAGAGCGGUACAUCAACACCAACGUGACCACCUCCAGCAAUGUGAUAACACCUCAGACUGUCAUGGAGGUGUCUGCUCCAGUGACCUUCAUCAACGGCCAGACCAACAUGCCCGUAACUGUGAUGCCCCAAGGAAGGGAGUGUCCAGAUCAGCUUCAGCAGGUGAAGGAUCGACCAGUGUUCCAAGAUCAAAUGGCACCUCAGCGACAGACUCGACCAAUGCCAUGGUCGUUCACUGUCAUAGAGGAGAGAGAUGACCACAGUUAUUCCACAGCACCAGCUCCUGCCUGGACUCCUAAAGUGCCAAACUUUCGUCAAGGGGGAACGUCUGUCGCCGAAGUGGAGACUGCUCGGUUGCUUCAGUCUGCGCAGACGUCUCAUGGCUCUUUCUCAGGACAGUGCAAUAACGCCACCACAAUGGCUGUGGCCUGGGACACCAUGACGGAGUAUUUUGCUGUCCAGCCAUGCAAUAACAUUACAGAGGUCGUGACAUCCAACAGUAUCGUACAGCAGACGCAAGCCCAGCAGAUCACUCAGAACAUGGCUCAUAUUCCCAGAGGUCAUCUCCAGCAAGGCCAUGCCCACCAUCAAGCUCAAUGAAACUACCUUCACUUAAUCUUAAGGGUUAAAGGUGCUAAAACUAUAAGCUGAUGACAUACUGUAGAUAUUUGUAACUUUAAUAAUCAUAAAUAGCUUAUCUGUCAUUCGUCAUUAGCAGAAUAAAGACCUUACCUGAAGAAGAUGCUGCUUAUUCAAUUUGGGUCAAUCACUGUGUUAUUUCAUACCCAAAUAUUUUGAAUAUUCAACAAUAUUCAGUAGUUGUACAAUCUGUCUAUGUGACCUUUUUUAAGAUAGGGAAGA